AUGGCCAACAAAGACUCGCGAGGGGGCUAUGAGGUGUUGGGGCUCACGCACAAGGCGGAUGAUGAGGAGGUGAAGGCAGCCUACCGCCGUUUGGCCAUGAAGUGGCACCCCGACAAGAACCCCAGCCCUGACGCCAACGCCAAGUUCCAAGGCGACGGCGAUGAGGAUGACGACGACGUGUCUGCCGAGGAGGUCUUCCUCUCAGUGUUCGGCCCGCUCUUUCGGUUUGGUGCGGACCCUCUUCUUCUCUCGGUGUUGGUCUUGGCCCAGCGUGCACGUGGGCGAAGCAAGAAUUCGCGGGUGGUGUUCAACAUGGCCGACUUCGUGUGUCCGCACCACCGCGAGUUCGCGUCGCGCUUCUUCGAUUCCUCGUCCGACUCAGAGUGGGACAGCGAUGACUCCUACUACGACUACGAUACCGACGAAGACGACGACAGCGACACCGUCGCCACCGCCGUCGCUACCACCGCCGCGGUCGGAACUCCAGCGCCUGGCGCUCCGCCAGGCCAGGGCGACUUCUUCUACUCGUUCCACUCCCACGCCCAUCCCCAUCCCCAUCCCCAUCCCCAUCCCCAUCCCCAUCCCCAGGCACAAAAGCACGCCAAGCCCAAGCAACCGGGCGUACCAGAUCGUCCGACGGCUCCUCGCCUCACGGAUGCUACCAAGGCCUCGCUCAAAGUGACCUGGGACGCCCCCAGCCCAAAUGGCUCGCCCAUCGUGCAUUACAACCUGGAGAUGGACGCUGGAUCCGUGGCUGGCGCGAGCUUCCACGAGAUCUACAAAGGUAAAAAGCGGACCUUCGAAGUCAAGCGCCUGUUGCCCGGCACCACCUACCACUUUCUCGUGCGGGCGACCAACAAGUUAGGCUCCGGGGGCUACAGCCGCGUGGCGUCCUUUUCCACCCAGGGCACUGCCCUCCCCUCCGGCUCCGCAGAUGGGAAUGGCAACGCGGGGGCUACCAAGAGCAGCAAGAAAACGCGAAGAAACAAAAAGAAGAAGGGCGCCGAUGGACUGGUCGACGCUCACCGACCAGCUGCUGCUGCUGCUGCUGCUGUUUCCCCCGUGGAGGAGGACGAGGCGGAGGCGGAAGAGGCGGAAGAUGUCGAGGCGGCGGCGGAGGAGAAGGCAGUGGUGAACGAGGACGAAGACGACGCAGAGAAAAAGGACGAGGAAGAAGAGGAAGAGGCAGGAGAGAGUCCUCAUGCACAGCAGCGGAAGGGCGAAGAUGGGGACGGUGUCGGUAACGCAGGGAGGGAACGCGGACAAGCCGGAGGAGGAGGAGGCAAAGGCAACAGCAACAGCAACAGCGCCGCCAACCAGCGCCACCACCACCACCAGCAGCAGCACGCCCACACACGCGGGCCAGCGCCGCAACCAAACGCGCGAAGAGACGACGACGACAGGCGAAAGCCCGCGCCCUCCGCCAAAGCCAAGACCGCCUCCGCCGUGCGCGCAACAAAGCAGCAGCCCGCCCCCGCCAAUGACAAGGCCCUUGCCGCCCCACCACCCUCCUCCGAGGUACGGCCAUCGACCGCGACCACCGCGACGAGUACGAGCACGAGCAGCGCCGGAGCCAGGAGCCAGCCGGGCGACGAGGGUGCUCUGCCAGCCCCACGCAGCAAGCCCCUGCCGCAGAAGCAGCAGAAGCAACAGCAGCAGCAGCAGCAGCAACAGCCCCAACCGCAGCAGCGGCAGCUGCGUGUGGUCUCCGCUCCUGAGCCGCAGCCGCAGCGCGCGGAGCGGUCCGCCAACGGCGGAGGGGACGGGUUGCGGUCGCCGGGCAGGCGGGGAGGAGGAAGCGGCGCGUCACCGCCCCGCAGCAGCAGCGGCAGCCGCCACAAUCACGAGGCCCACGUGCCGGCGGACCUGGCCACGGCGCGGGCAGCGGAGGAAUCUGCGCGACGGGGAGAUGUGCCCCAACAACAGACGUUCGGCGCGGCGGGGGGUAGCGCCGCCCAGCCGGGGCUCGUCCCGAUGCACCUGCAGCAGGUGCGCGAUGGCGGCGGCGGCCACGAGGUAGUAGUCAAGGACGACGCACGCGUGGUCAAGAUGCGAGGGCUGCCCUGGGAAGUCACGCCCGAAGACAUCGCCCGCUUCUUCGCCACCCUCGACAUCGCACCGGAAGGGGUCUCCAUUGCCCUCAACUUUGAUGGCCGCCCGACAGGCGACGGAUUUGUGUGCUUCGCGAGCGCCGACCACGCCACCCUCGCCCUCCAACGGUAG
Acanthamoeba castellanii str. Neff is the source of this 2223-nucleotide messenger RNA. RefSeq names its product fibronectin type III domain containing protein. Gene Ontology annotation, molecular function: protein binding; RNA binding. Gene Ontology annotation, cellular component: ribonucleoprotein complex. The record is from RefSeq and is a predicted model, not a curated record. NCBI's taxonomy places the organism in Eukaryota, Discosea, Longamoebia, Acanthamoebidae. The transcript is spliced from 6 exons. The coding region runs from base 1 to 2223 and encodes 740 amino acids.